AUGGAAUAUGCAGAAAGAUCUAAUCUUGAGCAAGAGGAGAAGCAGCUAGAGGAGGACGGGAAGAAAGAGUGGCGACCGGAAGGUGGUGGCGGACAGCCGCACGCACCGUGUGGCGGUGAAGGGGAGGAAGGCCGCGGAGGAUCCGAUGAAGUGGUGGAGAGAGUCCAGAAGAAGAACGGAAGGAAAGUGGAACUGCUCAGCCCCCUGCCGCCACCGCCGCAGCCGGAGAAGAAGGAACAGGAGAAGCGAAGUGAGGAGAAGCACAAAGCAGAGGAGGAGAAGGAGACUCGAGAUUCUGAUCCAAAGCUUCGAUCUUUUCCGUUUGAUUUGGAAUGUAGCAUGAAAGGUGGGAUCUUUUUGGUGGAAACGGGGGUGCAGACGGCGGAGCCGGCCCUGAAGAGCUCGGAGGUGACGGUGAAGGGCGUGUUCGACUCGGCGAGCCUGGUGGCGUACGUCCACAAGCGGACGGGAAAGCAAGCGGCGGUGGUGAAGCAGGAGACAGAGGAGAAGACCAAGGCGGCGGAGAAAGAGAAGAAGGCGGAGGGCGAGAAGGAUGUACAGACGGAGAAUGGUUUGCCGUUCGAUCAGUGA
Molecule: messenger RNA, 591 nt
Organism: Musa acuminata AAA Group (dessert banana)
Lineage: Eukaryota; Viridiplantae; Streptophyta; Magnoliopsida; Zingiberales; Musaceae
Product: heavy metal-associated isoprenylated plant protein 7-like
Exons: 4
Coding region: 1-591 (196 amino acids)
Molecular function (GO): metal ion binding
Source: RefSeq, a predicted model, not a curated record